AUGCACUCACUGGAAGUCUUCGCUCGACUCAAAGAGCAUUGGUUGAGCCCUGGUGGGAUCUUGGUGCUGAAUUUUGUUGGUUUCCACCGCGGCCCUAGCAGCCAACUGAGCUUUGAUGUUGCGACCACUCUCCGUGCAGUGUUCCAGGUUGCACGAUGCUAUCGGGAUCAGGGCCUCGAGGAGGAGCCGGACAUGGCCGCGAAUCUGGUAUGCUUUGCGUCGGAUGAAGACUUCCACUUCAAUGUCCCUCAGAGUGGCGACUUCUCGAAUCCAAUCCCGUUGUCGAGCUUUUGGGUGAUGCAGCAGUUCCAGUCUUGGGAGGUCUUGAAGCCUCUGAGCCGAACAGCGGGCCGCAUCAUCGAGGACUCCGACAACGAGCUGCUGCACGCAGGAGCGCAGUCUCAAAUCGAGCUGCAGCUGCGAGCUCAUGCGCGGAAUUUGAUCCCUGAGCAUGUCUGGAAGGCCUUGGGCAUCGCGACCUGA
Messenger RNA from Symbiodinium sp. CCMP2456, 483 nucleotides. NCBI's taxonomy places the organism in Eukaryota, Dinophyceae, Suessiales, Symbiodiniaceae. The record is from the annotation of a GenBank genome assembly.